Messenger RNA from Puma concolor (puma), 2019 nucleotides. It is a transcript of the gene TRIM32, whose product is annotated as tripartite motif containing 32. Gene Ontology annotation, molecular function: protein binding; zinc ion binding. NCBI's taxonomy places the organism in Eukaryota, Metazoa, Chordata, Mammalia, Carnivora, Felidae. Gene Ontology annotation, cellular component: cytoplasm. The record is from RefSeq and is a predicted model, not a curated record.
AUGCCAAGCUGUUCGGUCCUGGGCUGUGUUAGCAGGCCCCUCAGAGGAAGUGCGAUGGCCGCAGCAGCGGCUGCGUCUCACCUGAACCUGGAUGCCCUCCGGGAAGUGCUGGAAUGCCCCAUCUGCAUGGAGUCCUUCACAGAGGAGCAGCUGCGGCCCAAGCUCCUGCACUGUGGCCACACCAUCUGCCGCCAGUGCCUGGAGAAGCUCCUGGCCAGUAGCAUCAAUGGUGUGCGCUGUCCCUUCUGCAGCAAGAUUACCCGCAUCACCAGCCUCACCCAGCUGACGGACAACCUGACCGUGCUGAAGAUCAUUGACACGGCGGGGCUCAGUGAGGCCGUGGGGCUGCUCAUGUGCCGGUCCUGUGGGCGGCGGCUGCCCCGGCAGUUCUGCAGGAGCUGCGGCCUGGUGCUGUGUGAGCCCUGCCGGGAGGCUGACCACCAGCCCCCUGGCCACUGUACGCUCCCCGUCAAAGAGGCAGCCGAGGAGCGGCGCCACGACUUCGGAGAGAAGCUGGCCCGUCUGCGGGAGCUCAUGGGGGAGCUGCAGCGGCGGAAGGUAGCCUUGGAAGGGGUCUCCAAGGACCUCCAGGCCAGGUAUAAAGCAGUGCUCCAGGAGUACGGGCACGAGGAGCGCAGGGUCCAGGAAGAGCUGGCCCGCUCUCGGAAGUUCUUCACGGGCUCUCUGGCCGAGGUGGAGAAGUCCAACAGUCAGGUGGUGGAGGAGCAGAGUUACCUGCUUAACAUUGCCGAGGUGCAGGCAGUGUCUCGCUGUGACUACUUCCUGGCCAAGAUCAAGCAGGCGGACGUCGCGCUCCUGGAGGAGACCGCGGACGAGGAGGAGCCGGAGCUCACGGCCAGCCUGCCCCGCGAGCUUACCCUGCAGGACGUGGAGCUGCUUAAGGUCGGCCACGUCGGCCCCCUCCAAAUCGGGCAGGCUGUUAAGAAGCCCCGGACCGUCAACAUGGAAGACUCCUGGGCCAUGGAGGCGGCAGCCUCUGCCGCCUCUACCUCUGUUACGUUCAGAGAGAUGGACGUGAGCCCCGAGGAAGUGGUCGCCAGCCCGAGGGCCUCGCCUGCGAAGCAGCGGGGCUCCGAGCCAGCUGCCAACAUCCAGCAGUGCCUCUUCCUCAAGAAGAUGGGAGCCAAAGGCAGCACGCCAGGCAUGUUCAACCUCCCGGUGAGUCUCUACGUGACCGGUCAGGGCGAGGUGCUGGUUGCCGACCGAGGCAACUACCGAAUCCAAGUGUUCACUCGCAAAGGCUUUUUGAAGGAGAUCCGCCGCAGCCCCAGUGGCAUUGACAGCUUUGUGCUGAGCUUCCUUGGGGCUGAUCUGCCCAACCUCACGCCUCUCUCAGUGGCCAUGAACUGCCAGGGGCUGAUUGGUGUGACUGACAGCUAUGACAACUCCCUCAAGGUAUACACCUUGGAUGGCCACUGCGUGGCCUGUCACCGGAGCCAGCUGAGCAAACCCUGGGGCAUCACAGCCCUUCCAUCUGGCCAGUUCGUGGUAACUGAUGUGGAAGGUGGAAAGCUCUGGUGCUUCACUGUUGACCGGGGGGCAGGGGUGGUCAAAUACAGCUGCCUCUGUAGUGCCGUGCGGCCCAAGUUUGUCACCUGCGACGCUGAGGGCACCGUCUACUUCACGCAGGGCUUGGGCCUCAAUCUGGAGAAUCGGCAGAACGAGCACCACCUGGAGGGCGGCUUUUCCAUUGGCUCUGUGGGCCCCGAUGGGCAGCUGGGUCGCCAGAUUAGCCACUUUUUCUCAGAGAAUGAGGAUUUCCGCUGCAUUGCCGGCAUGUGUGUGGAUGCUCGUGGCGAUCUCAUUGUGGCCGAUAGCAGUCGAAAGGAAAUUCUCCACUUUCCCAAGGGCGGGGGCUAUAGUGUGCUCAUUCGAGAGGGGCUCACGUGUCCAGUGGGCAUCGCCCUCACUCCUAAAGGGCAGCUGUUGGUCUUGGACUGUUGGGAUCACUGCAUCAAGAUCUAUAGCUACCAUCUGAGAAGAUACUCCACCCCUUAG